UGCACAAGCGACGCUCGUCAACUCAGUCUGUGGUGCGCUAGCAAUGUGAAACAUGUCCAGUGACGGGUCCUCGGGGAUCACGCAGUUCGGCCUCUACAGAACCAUCGACGCUAGGACUGAAGAGUUCCUGAGACUGUCCAGGAAGCGACAGAUCCGACAGGGGUGCGCGUGCGCUGCUGUCUCCACAGCUAUUACUGUUACCGUUGUAGUGGUAAUUCUACUUAUCUAUGAAUACGGGAUUGCAGUAGAAUGGAGUUUAGUACAAAAUAGGAGAGUUGAUAACAAUGCCAAGGAGGGAAAUAUCUAUGAUCAACCCAUAGCAGACCGACUUGACCGAAGCUACUUCGGUUUCGACCAAGAUUAUUACGAACGAAUGCCGCUACUCGUUAACGCUAUGCAAGAAAAUAGCUACCUCGAUCCGACACUCGAAGUAAUACCCGCUAGUAAACAUAACAACCAUAUUCAUAAUUUAACAACACCACCAAAAAACUAUAGAACUAAUGACGUUAGACGGACUAGUCCAAGACCGUUUUUCUUUGAAUAUCGAAGUCCAACGCCUUUGCCGUUUAGUAAAAGGUACGGUUCUAGAACGUGGGUUGAGAAAUAUCGUAACGCACAAAGGUUACAAAAUAUAAGGCAAAUUAUUAAGUACCUGGAGAAAACUAUCAACGCAAAAGUUGGAGAUAUGCAUACUAAAACGCCUAGUACCCAUAUAGCAUUUACUGGAAUGUAUGUGGAGCCAAUGAUAAAUGUAAGUGAAGGAAAUGGGCCGAAAACGAAAGUAGAUCUAGUUUUACAAAGCACUGUUAAAUCAGAAAUAUCUCACUCCAACCACCAGUCAGAUCCACUAUUCCUUUUCAAGCCUGAAAAUCCUGGUGAAGUUAAUCUAUUGGCUGAUGGUUUUCUCAGAUUUUCGCCAGUUCCUACACCAAUUCCCGAAAUUUCUACAAUACCACCUUACUUUAAAACUAUGAGUAAUAGUAACAAUUGUUUUGGUCAUAACUGUGAAGAAAAAACUAAUAGUGCCUCUAAUGUGGUUCACACUACUGAACUACCAUCAACAACAAAAUCAUUUAGUGUUAUGUUAAAUUUAUUCCCUCUAAAAUCUGCUACCGAUGUAGGUGUUAAAAGUAGAGUGAAUUUAAAUAAAUCGCAAGUAAAUUUAAAUAAAAUAUACUUUACCACAUCCCGACCUACGGCACAUUUUAAAAGAAAACCAACAGUACCUAUACGGCGUACAUUUAUACGUAGAAAAUCUCGAAUAUUGUACCAAAAUAAUACUAAAACAUUUAUGAAGAAUAAUACGGUAUCCUUGGAUAUUGAUAAAAAUGAUCAAGAAGCAGCAGGAACGAAUAUGAUUGUACAUGUAAAAGUAUAUUCUCCAGAUAUUAAAACAGAGGCAAAUACUAAACAAGUUCCAGAUGAUACAACAACGGAACCGUUUAAACCUAUAUUAAUAGAGCCUACCCAGCCUUAUUCAACUGAAACUCCUCUUGUUCUAUCUACAUCACAAGUUGAAGAUUUUCAUGUCGGCAGUUCUGGUAUCAUACCAAUACAAGACAGAACAACAACUCCUCCGUUACCAAAAGUGACAACAAUGUUGCCUUUCUUCGAAACAACAGUUAUUCCUGAAGUAAAUUCAUUCACAAGUCCAUCGGACAUAUUAAAAUUCAACCACGAAGAUGCUAAAAUACCUCAAGAAUACAUCAAGUUACGAAACAGAGAUGCAAUUGCAAAUAGAAGAAAUUUCAGAGAAGACAAUGACGAAGAUAAUGCAAACACGCAUAUUGUAACUUCCAAGAAUGAAGUUACCAAAACAACCACGAUGGAAGCAACAAUUGAAACAACUGAAGAAUUUGAAGAUACAACAACAGUUCAGACAUACGUUCCCCAAAUAAACGGUCAUUAUAGAACCAUCAGUCAAAAUUUAAGAGCUUUAAAUAUCACUCCAGAGAGUAGUAGAAAAAGGAGACUUGAAUUAGUCAUAAGUGGUUUUCGUAAACCAACAUAUGUUCCAAUGUACGUGGAAAUUAAAAGGAAUAACACAGUAAAAUCCGGAGAUGACGAAUAA
Messenger RNA from Manduca sexta (tobacco hornworm), 2071 nucleotides. RefSeq lists its product as uncharacterized. The transcript is spliced from 2 exons. The record is from RefSeq and is a predicted model, not a curated record. The coding region runs from base 53 to 2071 and encodes 672 amino acids. Lineage: Eukaryota; Metazoa; Arthropoda; Insecta; Lepidoptera; Sphingidae.